AUGGAUGUCUUUAUUUUCUGCAAAUACGUUGAAUAUCAGUUUAUCUGCGGGAGUUUUUGGUCAUGUUUGUGCUUGUCUUAAACCGUACAUUUUCUGUCAUCGGAUACUAUGGUGUAAAAUCGCCAUGUUCUAUUUGCGAUCAAAAUAUAGUUACAACAUUAUUUUAUCUUAACAUAAUUUAAGGUAAUUACAUUGUAAUAUUGAACAUAUGAAGUUACUGUGAAGCGUUAUCAGAAACACGUGUACAUACUGUGAAAUUUUAACAUGGACGCGUGUAUCUUUUAAUCACACAUGACCUACAUUUUCAAAUGUAAUUGAACGGACCUUUUCACAGAUUUUGGCAUUUAUUGAAGUUUGUCAUUAAAUGCUUUAUAUUGAUAAAUGUAAACAUUAGAUCUAAAAAGCUCCAGUAAAGAAAAUCAGAAUAAAUUUAAAGAAAUAAACAAAAGUAACCCCUAACUGGUCUCGAACCACUGACCCCUGAAGUAAAAGUCUAAUGCGUAGACCACUCGGUCAUUCGUGCUCAUACGUUUAAUAGUAACAAUGGCAGAAUUAUCAACAGAACAAGAUGCCAUAAAUGACGUGAAUGCAACAAACACGACAGACACUAAUUUGCCAAACGAAGUCGCUAGUAAAGGAAAAGAUGAAGGAACAUACGAAAGUGAAGGAGACCCAGCGCUUAACUUCAAAGAAUCAUUAAAACCGGAAGAAGAAUUAGUUUGUCAGCCAUGUAAAGAUGAGGGUAAAGUCCUUGUCGCAGACGGAUUCUGUGUGACGUGCGGUGAACAUCUUUGUGAAAUGUUUUUCAAAUAUCACACCGUACCAAGACUCUACCGCAAUCAUAUUCUACAAGAAAAACACGAGAUGCCAAGAGAAAUCUCUACUAAGAACGCUUGUUUGAAACCAUGCCAAAUGUGCACUUUUCACGAUCAUGAACUGCUUGUGUCGUUUUGUAACGACCACGAAAUGCUGUGUUGCAAUAAAUGUAUCGAACUUACGCAUCAAUUGUGUAAUGAUGUCGAGAGCAUAGAAUCGAAAUGCGAUAGUAUGGAAGAGGAUGAAGAACUACAGUCGUUCCUUGACGGAAUUAAUAAUUUGAAAACAGACUUUGAGGAAACGAGAUCAAAAGCACUGCGAAACAAAGAGGAGGUUGAAUGGUACUAUGAGCAGGCAGUGCAUGCUUUUGCACAAUGCAUUGACACGAACCGUCAAGCCGACCAGGAAAAAUUGACACAGAUAGUGGGUGAUUGCGACAAGGUAAUACUACGGUUAAGUGAUGCGAUUCAAGAAAUGAACGCCGCGCGUGAGAAUCAAAAACACAAUGAACUUUUUAUCAAAAUAACUUUAUUGAAGAAACAUAAAGAGAUAAUAAACACGAAUAUGACCGUGUUGAAUUCAAAGAAUAAUUACGAUCGAUAUUUUUUCCUAUCAAUUAAAACUGCACGAUUGUUUGGGCAGGUUUUACGAAUGUCAGUACCUGCAGACACUUUAGAACUCAUUGGGACCGAUUGUCAUCAAUUAAUAUUGUUUCCAAAGCAGAGACUGCUUAUUAUAAGCUCCUCAACUGUUACACUUUUGAAUUAUAGCACGAAAGAACGAAACCAGUUUGCUAGUUUGAAUGAUGCACAAUCAUUCAUUCAUUGUACUGAAAAAGAAAUUUUAAUCUUUGUGCCAAAGUCCGAAUAUUGGCAGAUCACGAAUGUGAAAAACAAUGGUAUUACCAAUUUCAAACAGGACUUUAAUAUUAAAAUUAUUUCAACUAAGACGAGCUAUGGUCUAAUACUUUAUAAUGGGGAAACGUUCACAGCUUUUUGUACCAAAGAGAUUGAUGAAGUUGCUGUUGUAGAAUUAGACGGAAAUGGAAAUGUUAAACGAUCUGUUAAUGACAAUAUUUCAACUCUGAUGACAAAUGGAGUCCGCUUUAUUGAACAGCCAGAGGGAGGAGUCUAUGACGAGGAAAAUGACGUAAUGUUCAUCACAGAUUAUCGAAAGGACUCGGUGUUUAAGAUGACCAAAGACGGAGAAUGUCACUGCAUAGUGAUUUCCGAAAGACUUGCCGGCCCUAAGGGAAUCGCUGUUUGUCGUGAUGGAACAUUAAUGGUGUGUUGUACACUGACCAAAUGUGUUGUCAAAGUCACAAAAGACGGAGAGAUUUACAGUUUCAUUGGUCCUCUGACGUUCGAACCAUUUGCCUUGGCGUAUGAUAAAGAGAACGCGUUGUUGUGCGUUGGCGAAUGCCAUUUGUUUGGGAACAGUGUGGUAGAGAGGUCAAAACAAAGUCGGGAAUAUCCAAACACAAAGCCACCCACGCACGGGAUGGAAAAUAUUUCUGUUGCGGCAAACCUUUUCUUGGAGAUUUAAGUAUUUUUGGAAGCACCUUCAAGAGACGUACUGAUAUCUUGAUCAAUGAAAAGUUGUCAUAUAUAGUUAAUGUUCAAAAGUUUAAAAGACUGUUUGUUUUGUUACCAGAUGGUGCAAGUAUUGCAAAGAAAACAAUCAAAGUAAACAUUAAAUACACAUUUGACAAUUCAACAAAUUGAACAACAUGUAUUGUUUAUUACUUGGUGCGGUGGUAACAAGAUCUUGCAGCCCCUUUCAUAACCGGGUCGAAUGAGUAUUUUCAUUAAACAUCUUACGCUAUUUUCAGUUAUUCAGAUUUCAUUUGAAAUUGAGCUCAUUAAGUAUUAAUACAAUUAAAUAUGUUUGUUGGUAUAAUAAACACCCAAAGCCAAGACGUUUUUGCGAUGAUCAUUUGUUACGAGUUAAUUAGAUCAUUUAUAUGUUUGUAUUGCAAGAUUUGUUACUUUGUGAAUAC
Messenger RNA from Dreissena polymorpha, 2815 nucleotides. RefSeq lists its product as uncharacterized. The transcript is spliced from 4 exons. Lineage: Eukaryota; Metazoa; Mollusca; Bivalvia; Myida; Dreissenidae. Gene Ontology annotation, molecular function: zinc ion binding. The record is from RefSeq and is a predicted model, not a curated record. Bases 544 to 2361 code for a protein of 605 amino acids.